GCGCCACUUGCUCACAAAAUGUUAAACUGUUGGGCCUGAAAAGUUUAACAUUAUGCUUCUCAGCGAGGAAAAACAACGGAUUGAGUAUAUGGGUUACUGUCCACGAGAAAAAUUCCACGUGGGGGCAACAUACGGACAAACUACUCAUGAAUUACUCAGGCACGUGAAUGAAGAACGCAAGAGACGACAGCAAUCAGAUCCUAACAGAUCAAUUUCAAAAGAGGUUUUACCGAAAGAAAGGCCUAGUGAAAUUAUCUCGAAACGAAAAGUUGUUGAUUCGGAUUUGAAAUUUACUUCUUCUAUGGUACCAGGCUAUACAGGUUACACGGGAUAUGUACCAGGCGAACGGUUUUCCUUUGGUAUGUCUUAUCCUUUGUCCACCAAAGUUGCUUUGCAAAACUUCAACAGGGAAGAACAGUUAAAGGUUCUCAUCGCGCAGCAAGAAAUCGGAACAACACAAAUAAAUCAGAGACGCGUGAUUUCGCUACUUCCUGAUCACAACAGUUUUCCACUGCCUCGUGAAAGAAUUCCGCGUUACACCGGACAUGUCCCAGGUCUUAAGUUCACGUUCGGCGAGACUUAUGGAACCUCAACCAAAAAAAAAUUGGGAUUUUCAAAUUCUCAAGACAUUAAAACUUGA
Limulus polyphemus (Atlantic horseshoe crab) is the source of this 640-nucleotide messenger RNA. Its product is annotated as protein FAM166B-like. The transcript has 4 exons. The coding region runs from base 53 to 640 and encodes 195 amino acids. NCBI's taxonomy places the organism in Eukaryota, Metazoa, Arthropoda, Merostomata, Xiphosura, Limulidae. The record is from RefSeq and is a predicted model, not a curated record.